AUGACAAUCAAAGACUCCUUCAAAAAGCUAAUCCACAAACGCUCCGGCUCCCUCGACUCCUCCCACUCCCAAACCUCCUCCUCCCCUACCGCCGCCGAGAAGGGAAAAGGCCGCGCUGACCCCUCCCCCCAAUCUUCGCCGAAUGCGCAGAGGAAGCGAACGAGUUUGCAGCAUGAUACGAUUCAUGAGGAUUCCGAGCUCGCGAACCAGACGCAAAAUAUGGGACUCAACUCUCCCACUCGGCAGCGUGUGAACAAAGACCUCCCUGCUGCCCCGGCGCCUACGACCACCCUUCUUCAGCCGAAUGCGAGUAUUGUUGGAGCUGCGCAGGCUGCGGGCGCGGUUGGUGCUGGAGCCGGUGGGUCCGUGCCCGUUCCCGCGGGUGCGGAGAGAACGCCCAUUGCGGACCAAUUCAUGAGUCAGGUGCCGACGACACGCCUCGAGGGAGAUAACCCGAAGCACCCGAGGAGCGCUGAACCUACUCCACCCUCUACCGCCGCUCCAGCUCUUCGCGAAAGCCCGACUCUUGCUCAGGAGUCCAGGUUUGAGAGUGGCGUGGGAUCAUUAACGGCGGAAGAAUGGAUCGCGUCCCGUGCGCAACCAAACACGACUGACCUUACCUCCACCAUCGCCCCGCCCGUCAUCCACGAAACUGUCAUCCCCCACGAACGCGAAGAAUUCACGCAAGUCAUCACCCGCGAUCGCCACGUUACACAUGUGCAGCCCUUGGUUGUACCCGUGUUGGAGCGAGUCUUCUUGCCACCUAUCCACGUAUUGGAGAAAGAGGACGGCAGGUGGUAUGAACUCGAUUCGGACAGAAUCAACGCAAAGUAUGGGUUGACUCCUGUCGAGUGGCGUGGAGUUGAGGGUGUGAAGGUCAUCGAGGUCGUGAAGAAGGAGAGCGCGACGAAUGACGUGUAUAACCGCAUCGAGGACUUCAUCGAAGUUCAGACCUCGUCGCUCAAAGAAGCGACUGAAGUCGAGCUUUCUAUUGCGCGUGAGGUUGUGCGUCGACAUGCGCUCCUUGUUGUUGAGCGUCAGUGGCAUGAGGUUGCGGUUGAGGAGGGACGGCCGGACGUGCUUUCUACUACGGGGAUUGUGGAGCCGGUUGGGUUGGGGGUUGCGAGGGGUGUUAGUGUGGGUGCGGGGGGUGGUUAUGUUCUUCCUAAGACGGGGAUCGAGGGCGUGGAGGGGUUUGAGGGAGAGGGGAGGAUUGCGCCGGGGAGGUUGUGGAGGCAUGAGGUGAGCGAGAGGAAGGAGGACGGUGUGAGGGUGUAA
Molecule: messenger RNA, 1278 nt
Organism: Saitoella complicata NRRL Y-17804
Lineage: Eukaryota; Fungi; Ascomycota; Saitoellomycetes; Saitoellales; Saitoellaceae
Exons: 1
Coding region: 1-1278 (425 amino acids)
Source: RefSeq, a predicted model, not a curated record